This is a messenger RNA of Haliotis rufescens (red abalone), 3509 nucleotides long. Its product is annotated as GTP cyclohydrolase 1-like. The record is from RefSeq and is a predicted model, not a curated record. Gene Ontology annotation, cellular component: cytoplasm. Gene Ontology annotation, molecular function: GTP binding; zinc ion binding; GTP cyclohydrolase I activity. The coding region runs from base 107 to 916 and encodes 269 amino acids. Lineage: Eukaryota; Metazoa; Mollusca; Gastropoda; Lepetellida; Haliotidae. Gene Ontology annotation, biological process: tetrahydrobiopterin biosynthetic process; tetrahydrofolate biosynthetic process. The transcript has 7 exons.
AUUGCUAUAAAUAGAAUACAGCCGUCAAUAGUGUGCGAGUUUCAGUGGGUAUAGACAGUGUACAGCAUCAGUGCACGGCGGCAAUAUCAAAUAUUCAGUACCAACUAUGUGUGAUGAUAAUAUGACCGUUGAUCGUUUUGUUCCUGAUCCCGAUAAGGAACUUGAAGAUAAAUUGAGACGCUUGACAAUGGUGAAACACCCGAGCCUGUGUUCUGCUGACCCAGAGCCAGAGGAAACCAAGUUACAGCUGCGUGGACGGCAACUGACAUUAGAGAACGGGGUGGUCAAAGCUGCCAAAUCGAGCAGGACAACCGGAAAAAGCGAAGAUGAUGUUGCAGAAGAAAUAUCACAUUACUUCGAAAAGAUUCUUGUCGGUUUAGGCGAGGAUCCAACAAGACAAGGUCUUCUCCGAACACCAGUACGAGCAGCCAAGGCAUUGAUGUUUUUCACCAAAGGCUACAGUGAAAGCAUAGCAGAGGUGUUAAAUGAUGCUGUGUUUGAUGAGGAUCAUGAUGAGAUGGUGAUAGUGAAAGAUAUUGAAAUGUUCUCAUUAUGCGAGCACCAUCUGGUACCAUUCAUGGGCAAGGUUUCUAUAGGUUAUCUGCCAAACAAGAGGAUUCUAGGUCUCAGUAAAUUAGCCAGAAUUGUUGAAGUGUUCAGUCGUCGCCUCCAAGUGCAAGAACGACUGACCAAACAGAUAGCAGUUGCCAUAACAGAAGCCAUCCAUCCCUCAGGGGUAGCAGUAGUUAUAGAGGCCACUCCUCUGUUUGAUGUAACCCAGUCCAGCCAUAUGUGUAUGGUGAUGCGUGGUGUGCAGAAGCUCAACAGCAAGACAGUGACAAGUACCAUGCUUGGAGUGUUCCGAGAAGACCCUAAAACUCGAGAAGAGUUCCUCUCGCUUAUACACCGUACCUGAUUGGCCAAUACCUCCAUUACCUGCCUGUGAUUGGUCUUCACUAAUAAGUAACAGGGAAAUGAGAAAGCAAAGAUUUAUUAAUUAUUUUUAUGGAUUACAUUUUGUAUCCCAUAUAAUAUAUAUUGAAGAUCACUCACAUGUCCAUGAUGUGGUUCUGGACUGCCUUUGUUUAGAACUGUGUAUUGGAGUAUAUUGUUGUUCAUGUUAUCUGUAAACAUUUAAUCUAGAGGCGAAAGGACAAAAGAAAAGAAUUGCUCUAAAUAUGGAAAACUGCUAAUGAUGGUCUUGUCAUUAUUGUGGUUAAAUGGAAUAUUUGAAGUACCUAGUCUCAAGAUGCUACUGCCGUUAUUUUACAUUGGUUAUUCUGGUGAUUAGUCUGUGUGUUGCAGCAUAAUUAAAUGUCCUGUGAUUAUAUGAAGUAUGUAUGAAAACAUGCAUGUUUUGGGUGUUGGUGAAGCAAAAUUUAGUAUUAUUUAAUAUAUACUGAACAAAAAAGUUUGGUAUCUUGACCUUUUGGAUAUAUUUAAUCAUAGUGUGUGCUCAUUCUUCACUGCAAAGAAUAUCCCCAUGAAUAUUCAUGAUCCCUAACAUUUUUUGUUCAGUAGAUAUUGUUGUUUUAUUUGGCAAGAUGUACAUUAUGUUACAAGAAGCUGGAGAUAUUCUUGUGUCAUGUGACUGAAGGUACGAUAUACUGUUGUCUGAGAAACAUAAACAUAUAUUAGUUUUGUUUGUAAUUGUUCUGAAAGAGAAUGGUUUAGUGGACCCAUUAGACAAUUUGCCAAUGGUUAACAUAAAAGUGAUUUGUAUUUGGGUUAAACAUAUGUGUGUUAUAUUGUGCCAUGUUUUCUUUAAUUGCAAUUAGACUAUGCCUAUAAAUUCUUGCAAAGUGCAUUCUGAUCUCUGUAAACAUCUUCUUUAACUGCUUCAUUUAUAAAGCUAAGCGUGCAAAACAUGUUACUUCUUGUGAUGAGUAUGACUAUGUUGUUUUAACAAACAGCAGCCAUAUUGAAAAACCUGUUUCUGGCCAUAACUCAUGUCAUCUGUUUAGUUAGUAGUGGGUCAUGAUUUGUAAGUUUACCUUGUUUUAGCCAUGCUCUUAAACAUCUCCGAAAUGUCCAGACUGGAAGCUUAACUUUGGCAGGUAUGUGUUUCCAUUUGAUGACAUGAUAGUUUGUUUUAAUCAUCAAAAUUUUAGUGUAUCAAUUUUUAAGUCCUCCAUGUUUAUACAGAUACUACAUGAAUUUCGUUUCUGAUGGAAGCUUUUGUUGGAUGGGUGUAUUUGUUGGCAUUUUAAACAUUUAACUACAUGUCCAGGCAUGCUAUAGUGCAGUGGCACCUUUUCCCGAAGCGACAUCAUUUCCUGAUGGUGUGAUUGGAUGUUUAUCACAAUGUCAGCAUUACUUGCACAAUUGUUUAUCUUGUUUCUUUUAUUUUAACUGCUGUUGCAGAAUGUUUUUAUUUAUUUCACUGUAAACAUUCAGAAUGACCAGUAUUUGACCUUUUUCAUAUUCUUUACUUUCUCUGAUUUUAUAUAGCCAUGAAACAUGACAGAAGUAUACAGAAUUUCUUCAUUACAUUGUGAUGCAAAAAUUGUUCAUUUGCUUCCAUUGGUUUAAUCUAAAGCAUGUACUCUGACUCAAUCCAUAGCUUGCUUUUUCUUGCUGAAUUUCUACUUUUGCAUUUGGCCCAUGUUCCAAAUCAAAUUUGCUCAUAUUGAAGUAUUGACCUUUAAAUACUGUAUGAACUUGAUCAGCCUUGCUCAGUGGUUUUGUGAAUCAGGGUUUGUUAAUCUAAUUCUGAACAGUGAAAAUGUAUGCUUUAAUAUUACAAGAUUACUUAACAUUAUUUCAACUUUCUGAAUUAAUAUAUUUUAGUUUCAAAGACUUGGAAUUUGUCACUUUGUAUUGGCUUGACAGUUGAUGUAUAAAUACAAGAUGAUUGUUAUGAAGUAGCUGCACACAGUAGGUACACACACUACUGUGCACCACAAUCUUCUGUUUCUGUGUACACUGAUUGGGGAAUUUCCUGUUUGUUGGGGCCCACUUCCUUCAUGGUUGUAAGUCAGCCUGCUACAUCCAUCCAGAUGUCAUGUACCACACCAAGUCACCAUCUGUGCCAUGGUUGUUACUGGGUUUACAUGUCAACCCUUUUGUGAUCUUCAUGAUUCUAGUUUUACAUUAUGUUAUGUUUUAACUAUAAUGUUGCAAACAAUAAGUCAGUCAGAUGAGCUACAUAGCCUCAUGGUCUACCUUUGAUCGUAAACCAUCAGCAAUUGGACCAGAAUUGGUCAGAAUUGUGAUAUUCGUUCUUAGUGAGAGUGUGUAUUGAAUUUUUACAAGUCUUUCACAGUUCACAUUUCACCCCCUGGAGUUUUGAUUCACAUUUGCUGUUGUUUUUCUUCAUUUAGUCAAGUACAUUUUUGUACAUAUGUGUGUCUAUAAUGAUAUAUCAAUAUUAUGUAGAGAAAGUCUAUUCAUAAUUAUACAAGAAAUGUGAAGGGCCAAUGUUAUCCAUAUUUAAGCUGUGGACCAGCUCUUUCUACAUCUGCAGAUUUGUCUUAACUAUCUCGUCAUAAACAAAUUUGAAAUUUUAA